This is a messenger RNA of Ipomoea nil (Japanese morning glory), 1250 nucleotides long. Its product is annotated as keratin, type II cytoskeletal 1-like. Lineage: Eukaryota; Viridiplantae; Streptophyta; Magnoliopsida; Solanales; Convolvulaceae. The transcript is spliced from 10 exons. Gene Ontology annotation, molecular function: RNA binding. Bases 113 to 898 code for a protein of 261 amino acids. The record is from RefSeq and is a predicted model, not a curated record.
AUAUUUGCGACUCCGCAGCAAAGCGGCCAGGGCGUAAACGAAGAAACGAAGCCGAAGAAGAGGGCUUUUCUCUCGUGGAGCAUACUAAUCUUAUCCUUAUUCCAAGCCACAGAUGGAUCGGUACCAGAAGGUUGAGAAGCCUAGAGCAGAGACACCCAUUGAUGAGAAUGAGAUUCGGAUUACUAGCCAGGGAAGGAUGCGAAGCUACAUCACUUAUGCUAUGAGUCUGCUUCAGGAAAAAGGAUCCGAUGAGAUUGUGUUCAAGGCCAUGGGUAGAGCAAUCAACAAAACUGUAACUAUGGUGGAGCUUAUUAAGAGGAGGAUUGUUGGCCUUCAUCAAAUUACAGCUAUUACAUCCACUGAUAUCACUGAUACAUGGGAGCCCCUGGAGGAAGGCCUCCUUCCAUUGGAAACCGUCAGGCAUGUUUCAAUGAUUACAAUUACUCUCUCUAAGAAUGAGCUUGAUACAAAAUCUGUCGGGUAUCAGCCACCCAUACCAGCAGAUCAGGUGAAGGUGUUUACAGAGAUUGAUUAUGAAGGAGGUGAAGGAUCACCUAAUGUUCGAGGAAGAGGCCGGGGUGGUAGAGGAAGAGGCCGAGGUGGUAGAGCUGCAUCUGGAAAUGGUUAUAUGGGUAUGGAGUAUGAUGAUGGUGGUUAUGAUAGAAGUCGCAACUAUGGUGGUAGGGGAAGGGGUCGGGGUAGAGGCCGCUAUUUCCGCGGACGUGGAAGGGGCGGUGGUUACAAUAGCCCACAGUUUGAUACCCAACAGGAUGGUGGCUACAACCACGAGGCUCCUCCUCAGGGCCGAGGCCGCGGUCAUGGAAGGGGGGGACCUCGGGGGAGAGGGCGUGGAUUCAAAUCAAAUGGGCCGAUCCAUGCGGUAGCUGGAGGUGCUUAGUUGGUCAAAACCAGAAAGCAUUACAGCAACUAUGAUGUUCUAAGAGUGCCUGCUCAAAUUCUCUAUGUUAUCCAGUUUUUUUCUCAAAUUGUUGCGAGUAUUUAACUUUUAGGAUGAUAUUGAAUUGAUCCUAUAAUCAUUGUAGACUAAUUUUAGAAAUUGUGUCCACCUGUUUGUGGUGAGCCUUUUUGUUCUCCCUUUUUUUUUUCUUCUUUUUUGUUUUCUUUUACCAUUUUUAUUAGUUUGUUUUUAGGUGUUUGUUUAAAGUAGAAAGGACUUGUGAGCAGCACAUUCUUUAAUUUAUCUGUUAAGACAAAGGUUGUCACAUUAGCGAAAUGUUCAUUUUUGUUAA